CUAUUCCUGAUUUUAUUAUCUUAUCUCCGUUGGACACUGUUACUUGCGUUUCUGUUCCCAUGGCUUUGAAUUAGAUUCUUAUAUUGUUCUCACUAAAUAUAGGAGACUCUUCUCCUCAUAUUCUCCAAUUGCCGAGGAAGGCUCCUCUUUUUCCCUUCUACUCUUAACAUCAGGAGCAAGGAUAUAUCAUGAUAGAGCAAGAUAGCCCUCCAACUGCUCAAGAUUCAUUCAAUGCUGCUGAAAGCCCAUCUUCUUCACAUUUUGAGUUUCUUUCAGUCUUUGUUUAAAAGUUGAGUUUGGUUCUGGACCCAUUGAAUGGAGCUUACCCUUUUGGGAUAAAGUGGUGCAGUCUCUGAAAUCAUGCUUUGUAGACCAAAGCUUCUGAAAUGUAGCGUACUACAGAGUCUAAACUUUUUUAGAGUCAAUUCUUCUCUUUUGAUUGAUAUGGGUAAACCUCUUGAUAGAAUACAAGAAGGCGCCUAUUCGGUGAUGCCAGUUGCUGAUGAUAACAUGGAUAAGGAAUUUGGGAAAUUUACAUUGGCGAAUGACCUGGCCAAUCUUGUUGAGGAAUCUUCUAAAGUUGCUGAGAAAAAAACAAAGAGUCGAAUGGAGCUCAAGAGAUUGCUUGAAUACCGCAUAAAAAAGAGAGUGAAGGAGCAAUAUGUGAAUGGGAAAUUUCAGGACUUAAUGGAAAAAGUGAUUUCCAAUCCGGAAACUCUUCAGGAUGCUUACAAUUGCCUUAGGCUUAACUCUAAUGUUGAUGUGGAUUUGAACUAUGACAGCAGUUUCAAUACCUUGGCAGAAGGGCUAUGCGAUGGGGGUUUUGAUGUCACUGCCAAUACCUUCACUAUUUCAACUAGAGGUGCGAACAAAGAAGUUCUCGUCCUCCCCAAUUUAAAGUUGAAGGUUCUUCAAGAAGCUAUGAGGAUUACCUUGGAAGUUGUUUACAGGCCACACUUUUCCAAAAUUUCACAUGGAUGUCGAAGUGGCAGAGGACACUCCACGGCUUUAAAGUACAUCUGCAAAGGGAUCUCAAAUCCUGACUGGUGGUUCACAUUGCAAGUAACCAAAAAGUUAGAUGCUGCUGUCUUAACUAAGCUCAUCUCAGAAAUGGAGGACAAGAUAGCAGACCCGAAAUUAUAUGCUAUGAUUUGGAGCAUGUUUGAUGCCCAGGUACUAAAUUUUGAGUUUGGAGGUUUCCCAAAGGGCCAUGGUCUUCCACAAGAAGGGGUUUUAUCCUCUAUUCUAAUGAAUAUAUAUUUUGACCUCUUUGAUCGGGAAUUUUACAGGUUGUCAAUGAAAUAUGAAGCUAUUAGUGGUGGAAGUUGUGAUGAUCAAGAUAAAUCAUGGUCCAAAUUGCGCAGUUGGUUCAGGAGACAGUUGAAAGGCCACGAUCCUAAGUACGUAGUUGAAGGGAAUCCUGAUCUCAAAGUAUACUCCUGCCGUGUUAUGGAUGAGAUACUUUUUUCAGUUUCUGGUUCUAGAGAAUCUGCUAUUAAUUUGAAGACUGAGAUCCAAAGUUAUUUAAAGGACUCUUUGUUUUUGGACGUGGAUGAUCAAACAGAUAUACUACCUUGUGAUGGACCUGAUACUAUUCGCUUCCUGGGAAUUUCACUUAGAAGAAAUGUUAGAGAGAGUCCUGCAGUUAAAGCUGUUCACAAGUUAAAGAAAAAAGUAGAGUUAUUUGCUUUACAAAGGGAAGAGGCCUGGACUUAUGGGACCACUAGAAUUGGGAAGAAAUGGCUGGGUCAUGGUUUAAAGAAGGUUAAGGAAUCAGAAAUCAAACAUCUUGCUAAUAAUAGCUCUUUGCUAAACAGUAUUUCCUGCUUCCGCAAGUCUGGAAUGGAAACUGACCACUGGUAUAAACAUUUAAUGAAAAUAUGGAUGGAAGCUGUUCAAGCUAAAAAUGCUGCAAGUGAAGAAAUCAUCCUAUCUAAGUGUGUUGCAGAACCAUCUUUACCUCAAGAGCUUAAAGAUUCCUACUAUGAAUUUCUAAAACAGGUGGAUAAGUAUGUAUCCUCUGAGACAGCUUCUACAAUUCAGCUUUUGUCAAAUUAUGACAUCUCAAGACAACAUGAAAUUAAAAAAACUGAGAUUAUUGCUCCUAUAUGUGCUAUUAAAAAACGUCUUCAGAGAUAUGGAUUGGUCACGUCAAGUGGAUGUCCUCGCCCUGCCACUUUACUUAUCUUGCAAGAUACUGCUGAAAUUAUUGACUGGUUUUCAGGGAUUGUUCGCCGCUGGCUAAGAUGGUAUCAAAUUUGUGUCAACUUUAAUGAGGUAAAGCUCCUGAUUUUUGAUGUGGUUAGGAAAUCAUGUAUCCGUACUUUAGCGGCAAAGUAUCGGAUACAUGAAACUGAGAUAGAGAAGCGGUUUGACCAGGAACUCAGCAAGCUUCCAUUAAUUGAGGAGAUAGAGAAUGAGAUGACAAAUGAAGCUUUGGAUGUUGGAGUUUUUGAUAAUGAUGAGUCAUUAAUGUAUGGAAUUUCCUACAGUGGUGUGUGUUUGUUGUCUCUGGCAAGAUUAGUGACACAGUCAAGACCUUGUAAUUGUUUUGUUAUUGGGUGCUCCUCUGCAGCACCAAGUGUCUAUAAUCUUCAUGUUAUGGAAAGGCAGAAGUUUCCAAGCUGGAAGACCGGGUUUUCAACUUGCAUCCAUCCAAGCCUAAGUAAACGACGAAUUGGGUUGUGUAAGCAACAUCUGCGAGAUUUGUACCUUGGCCGCAUAUCUCUUCAGUCCAUUGAUUUUGGUUCAUGGAAAUAAGCGCUAUCUAUUAUAGGAGACUCCUUAUAAAGUUUUUUUGGAUUUUGGUGAUAUAUUGCUUUAGUUUGUUGAAUAUAAAGGUUCUCCUGCAAAUGAGGUGCAACAUGUACAUCCCAACUUACUAGCAUAAUUUUGUGAAUAUUUUGAGCAAAUAUAUUUUGUAUUAUUCUGAUACAA
This is a messenger RNA of Neltuma alba, 2937 nucleotides long. RefSeq names its product nuclear intron maturase 4, mitochondrial-like. Gene Ontology annotation, biological process: mitochondrial mRNA processing; homing of group II introns. Gene Ontology annotation, cellular component: mitochondrion. Gene Ontology annotation, molecular function: RNA-directed DNA polymerase activity. Lineage: Eukaryota; Viridiplantae; Streptophyta; Magnoliopsida; Fabales; Fabaceae. The record is from RefSeq and is a predicted model, not a curated record. The transcript has 4 exons. The coding region runs from base 361 to 2760 and encodes 799 amino acids.